Molecule: messenger RNA, 1989 nt
Organism: Mercenaria mercenaria
Lineage: Eukaryota; Metazoa; Mollusca; Bivalvia; Venerida; Veneridae
Product: cytochrome P450 1A1-like
Exons: 6
Coding region: 32-1507 (491 amino acids)
Molecular function (GO): heme binding; monooxygenase activity; oxidoreductase activity, acting on paired donors, with incorporation or reduction of molecular oxygen
Source: RefSeq, a predicted model, not a curated record
CUAUAUUGUCUUAGGACUUGUGGCUGUUUUUAUGUAUUUUGGUGGUAAAAAGAAUAGACAACUGAAAGGGAAAGUUAUUAAAGGACCCAAAGGUUUGCCGUUUCUGGGUAACAUUUUGGAAAUAAACGAGCGGAAUAUGUUGUACAAGUUCAUGGAUUACGCCUUGCAGUUUGGGAGCAUAUUUCGUGUUAAUAUGUUAAUUCAUGACGUAGUCGUUUUAAACAACGAGGAACUUAUUCGGAAAGCAUUUGGCGGAGAGAAACACAAAACGUCGUUUAAUGACCGAAUGGAAAUGUUUUACGCCCAAAAAUUUCGAAAUCCCGACAUGUCUGUACCGUUUGUACGCAAUGGAGCUAGCCGUCAUUAUAAAGUUACAAGGAAAAUGUUUACACAAACGUUACAUGCUUAUGGAAGUGGGCUUAAAGAACUUGAAAAAAAUGUCAUGAAAGAAAUAGAAAGCCUUAUACAAAGAGUAAACGAUACCCCCGGGAAAGAGUUUGAAUGUGUGGCAUUAUUUCAACGAUCACUUUCUAAUGUGAUUUCAUUACUGCUGACUGGCGACACUGUACCCAAUUCAGACCAAGACUACCAAUUGUUCUGGGAGUACAUCAACAGCAGUGACAUAUUUUUGAACCCACGUACAAAUUUUACAAUGAUAACAUUUCCAUUUUUACGUUUCCUACCUGGAUGGUACAGGGACAAGUUUCAAGAAGCGAAAAGGGCCCUUGAAAAAAUUGUUCAGAAAUACUUCUAUGACUAUAAGAAAACUUAUGUUCCGGGUGAAGAAAGGGGUAUUGUAGAUCAUUACUUGGAAGCACAGAGGAAAGAAACAGAGCUAGGCAAUAAGUUUCCAGAUGAUAUGAUCAUUGCGGCGGUUGUAGAUACUAUUCAUGCAGGUACGACCACGACUUUAUCAGCGCUUUCAAAUACCAUGUUGGUCUUGCUAAACAACCCUCAGUACCAAACCAAGUUACAACAGGAGUUUGAUAAUGUGAUAGGUCGUGAAAGAGCACCCACGUAUAGUGAUCGUGAAAAAUGCACAUUUUUUAAAGCCUUCGAGAUGGAGAUAUUACGUUAUAUACCUGUGGCUCCUUUGCUGCUACCGCAUGUGUGUAGAGACCAGGUAGAGUUGGAAGGCUUUGGCAUUGCGGAAGGUACUGUGGUAUUUGGGAACGUCUGGUUUGUUCACCAUAAUAAGGAAAUCUGGGGAGAUCCAUGGACCUUCAGGCCUGAACGAUUCUUGGAUGAGCAUGGAAAUUUGCUGUCAAUAGAACAUAAACUCAGGAGAAACCUUCUUGCAUUCGGGUACGGCUUACGUCAUUGUCCCGGAGAGGUGUUUGCCAGAACUCGCUACUUCCUCUACAUCUCCAGCCUAUUACAACGCUGGAGCUUUGAAUUUUUGGAGGGCAAAGGCAGACCUUGUGACCCGAGAUUAUCAGAGAACUUUGUUAUCAAAGAAAUAAUGAGAGCUCUUCCAUUUCGCUGUCGUGUUCGUGAACGUCGUUAAUGAUUUUUGAAAAUUUUAUAAGGGAUGUUUUGAAGAAAAAAACUACUAUAAGUAAAAGGAAUACACAAAUUAGAUUAUAGUACACUUGAUACGAUACAUGUGAUAUCAUUAAUAGUCCCUCGUAAUAGUGCUGCCGACAACAAGUUUGAGUAUACUGGAAUACAUUGUGCGGGAUGGUCGGUUAUUUAGUCCUAAAGUGUGAAGAAAAAUCAUGUGCUAUAUGUCACCAAUUAAAAGUCAAAUUUAACCUUAUAUGCUAUCAAUUAUCCGAUUAAUAAAUUCAGUAUUCAGCCCGAUGAAAAUUUAAAAAACCAUGAGUGUUUCGGAUGUAAACAUGAUUUGCAUGUCAGAGUCAGUUUUUGGACAGAAUUUAUCUUUCUUUUCCCAUCCCAUACAGAGAGAGGGCAAAAGUUAAUAAACUUUUAUUUUCAUAAAACGUCAAAAAUGUAUAAGGAUACGAAUCGAAAAUAUAUAUAUAAAAU